Messenger RNA from Ogataea angusta, 636 nucleotides. RefSeq lists its product as uncharacterized. Bases 1 to 636 code for a protein of 211 amino acids. Gene Ontology annotation, molecular function: RNA polymerase II cis-regulatory region sequence-specific DNA binding; protein dimerization activity; DNA-binding transcription factor activity, RNA polymerase II-specific. The transcript has a single exon. Lineage: Eukaryota; Fungi; Ascomycota; Pichiomycetes; Pichiales; Pichiaceae. The record is from RefSeq and is a predicted model, not a curated record. Gene Ontology annotation, biological process: positive regulation of transcription by RNA polymerase II.
AUGGCCAAUCUGAAGCAGGAGUCGCAGGCGUCCGAGCAGCCUGACCUCAAUUUGCAGCCUCAAAAUCCAGAACUCGACGACGAGGAGGACGAAGACUCCAAGCCCUCCAACAAGAGAGAACGCAGAAAGAUCGAAAUCAGGUUCAUCCAGGAGAAGUCCAGGAGACACAUCACUUUUUCCAAGCGGAAGGCCGGCAUUAUGAAGAAGGCGUACGAGCUUUCUGUUUUGACCGGCACCCAGGUGCUGUUGCUUGUUGUUUCCGAGACAGGGCUCGUGUACACGUUCACGACGCCUAAGCUGCAGCCUCUGGUGACCAAGCCGGAAGGGAAGAACCUUAUCCAGGCCUGUCUGAACGCUCCUGAGGAGCCUUCGAACGAGGACGACGACGCGCAGGCCGGCGGCAUCCCGGACACACACGCUCCCCAGGGCCAUCCUGCGGCCCAGCACAUGCACCCGCAGCUGCAGCCCCAGCAGCCCCAGCAGCCGCUGCCUCCUCCUCCCCAGGGCCAGCCCCAGGCAGACCCCUCCCAGGCCGGCCAGCCCCCAUACCACAUACCCCAGAUGGGCAACAACUACCUGAACCCGGACCAGAGCAACUACUACAUGGGCUUCAACGGCAACCAGGGUUACAACUGA